UACGGCUCCGCCCCCCCGGAGCUGCGGGAGCAGACGCUGGUGUUGGUGAAGCCGGACGCGGUGCAGCGGCGGUUGGUGGGCGAUGUCAUCGGGCGCUUCGAGCGGCGUGGCUUCAAACUGGUGGCCAUGAAGCUGCUGCAGGCGGAUCGAAGCCUCCUGGAUCGGCACUACCAGCACCUACAGCAGAAGCCCUUCUACCCCGCGCUCCUAGCCUACAUGACAUCGGGGCCGCUGGUGGCCAUGGUGUGGGAGGGCUACAACGUGGUGCGCUCCACGCGCGCCAUGGUGGGGGACACGGAUUCAGCACAGGCAGCGGCGGGGACCAUCCGGGGGGACCUCAGCAUGCACGUCAGCAGGAACGUGGUGCAUGCCAGCGACUCGGUGGAGACGGCGUCGCGGGAGAUUGGCUUCUGGUUCCAACAGAAUGAGCUGGUGGCCUGGGAGAGCGGAGACAGCCAGUACACCUACGGGCCAUGAAGGCACUGAGACCCCCAUGCUAUUAUAUUAAACACUGCAUCUCCCGUGC
Messenger RNA from Meleagris gallopavo (turkey), 526 nucleotides. It is a transcript of the gene NME4, whose product is annotated as NME/NM23 nucleoside diphosphate kinase 4. NCBI's taxonomy places the organism in Eukaryota, Metazoa, Chordata, Aves, Galliformes, Phasianidae. Gene Ontology annotation, molecular function: nucleoside diphosphate kinase activity. Gene Ontology annotation, biological process: CTP biosynthetic process; GTP biosynthetic process; UTP biosynthetic process. The record is from RefSeq and is a predicted model, not a curated record.